AUGAACAAGAGACCACUCAGCCUAACUUCAAGUUCCUCUUCUGGAUCAAUUCUCAACACCACCACCACCAACAACAACAACAACAUUGACAACAACAACAGCUAUGACAGCAGUAGCAACAACGACCACCAACACAAAUCCAACUCAACAACAUCUCCGCCAAAUUUUGCAACAUCUAAUCUGCUGUCUCCCAAAAAACAUCAAGCGCAACAGUUGAGAAAAAAAUUUCUACCAGAAAGGCCAUCAAACCCGUCUGGCUCACCUCACCCAAAAGCAGUUUUUUGCAAUAGUAACAACAGUUUUAUCAGGAAUAGCAUGUACAAUGGGGAUUUUGGUGCUGGAAAUCUGCAAAAAAUGAAAAAAUACUCCAGCGAAGGGUCGAUAAAUUUAGAAACAUCAUCUUCAUCCUUAUCAACCUCAUCAUUAUCGUUUGAUAAGAGUGUUGUUUUUAACAAAUUUCUAAGCAAUUUGAAUAUUCUAGAUAGUUUUGAAUUUAAAUUUUCUUUCGAGUCUGUCCAUAGAAACAUUCAGAAAGCUGGGUCUAUUGCUGACAUGAUUGAAUCAAAAAGUUCUUCUGAGAAAACCAAUUAUUUACUGAAGAUUAUUGAAGAGUUGCUGGAAACUGAGAAGAAUUAUGAGUAUAAGCAGCCAAUAGGCAGCUGCAAGAAAUUUGGUCAGAUGAAUAAAAAUUGUGAUGUCAUAUUUAGCAACAUUGAAGAACUACUCAAGUUUAACAGCUCACUCCUGAACCAAUUAAGCGUAUGUGAACAUGACCCCGAAAAAAUCUCCUUGACCUUUGUAGAGAAUAACAAGGGCUUCUAUUUAUACGCCACUUACUGUUCUGAUUACCCAACAUCCUUGGAGUUGAUAAAGAGAUGCAUGAAGUCUGCCACGACAGCCUCCCACGUUCACGACAUGCAGAAGAAAUUGAACCAUCGUCUGCCUCUGGUGUCCUACCUACUGAAGCCUGUCCAGAGGAUAUCCAACACCACAAUCACCAUCAUCCUCAUCAUCAUCUUCGCCCGCAUAAUCUUGGUCAUGUUACUUGAGACAGCAUUUAAAUAA
Helobdella robusta is the source of this 1065-nucleotide messenger RNA. RefSeq lists its product as hypothetical. NCBI's taxonomy places the organism in Eukaryota, Metazoa, Annelida, Clitellata, Rhynchobdellida, Glossiphoniidae. The transcript is spliced from 5 exons. The record is from RefSeq and is a predicted model, not a curated record. Bases 1 to 1065 code for a protein of 354 amino acids. Gene Ontology annotation, molecular function: guanyl-nucleotide exchange factor activity.